AUGAAAGCCUAUCAAUUCUCAAGCCCGGCCAAGGGCCUCGAACACCGAGAGCUUCCCGUGCCGGUUCCCGGGGAGAGUCAACUCCUCGUUCAAAUCAAGGCAGCCGGACUCUGCCACACUGAUUGCAACAUCAUAUCCGGCCUGGACAACACCUUUUUCUGGAACCGACCGAUGACUCUUGGCCAUGAGAUCGCCGGCGUGGUCGUUGAGUGCGGCCCCGGCGUGUCCAAGUUCGCCAUCGGGGAUUGCGUUGUGGCAGUGAUCACGACCAAGCACCCAGCGGAGAUCGGAGACGUUGUCCAAAGCCCCGGCAUCGGGCGUGACGGCGGCUUCGCCGAGUUUGUGUUACUCAAUGAAUGGAAGACAUUGCCCAUGCCCGACGGAAUCACGUUUGCGCAGGCGGCGGUCGCCACCGACGCCGUCGCAACGGCGUACCACGCUGUCGUUACCGAAGGCCAGAUAUCAAAAUCGUCGAAGGUCGCAAUCAUCGGUCUGGGCGGCUUGGGUCUCUCGGCCGUCCAGAUCGCGUCCCACCUCGGCGCUAAGGUGUACGGGGUCGAUCUACACCGCCGCAAAUUCCCCGUAGCGCUGAAGUCCGGCGCCCACUGCUGCGGCAGGACGAUGGACGACUUCCCGGGAGUCAAGUUUGACGUGGUGUUCGAUUUUGCCGGUGUAGGCACGACGACUGCCGCAGCUGCCAAGGCUGUCAAAGCCGGCGGAAAGGUUGUCUUGGUUGGGCUGUCCAAGAAGGAGGCCGCUCUGGACACACACUCCUUCGUUGCCCUCGGCGUGCGACUCGUAGGCUGUGUCGGGUCUUCCACCGAGGAGGUCAAAGAAGCCAUGCAACUGGUCGCUGAUGGAAUCAUAAAACCUGACAUCGAAGAAAUCUCGUUUAGCAACCUACCAAACGAACUGAAACGUCUUGAGAGGGGCGAAUCUAUUGGACGGUUGUAUACUGAUCCGUCCAAGAGUGGAAUUAAGCUCGAAGGUCUAGUGGCAAUUUGA
Molecule: messenger RNA, 1005 nt
Organism: Colletotrichum destructivum
Lineage: Eukaryota; Fungi; Ascomycota; Sordariomycetes; Glomerellales; Glomerellaceae
Product: Putative alcohol dehydrogenase, zinc-type, GroES-like superfamily, NAD(P)-binding domain superfamily
Exons: 1
Coding region: 1-1005 (334 amino acids)
Molecular function (GO): oxidoreductase activity; zinc ion binding
Source: RefSeq, a predicted model, not a curated record